Molecule: messenger RNA, 1860 nt
Organism: Daucus carota subsp. sativus
Lineage: Eukaryota; Viridiplantae; Streptophyta; Magnoliopsida; Apiales; Apiaceae
Product: wax ester synthase/diacylglycerol acyltransferase 11
Exons: 7
Coding region: 43-1566 (507 amino acids)
Biological process (GO): triglyceride biosynthetic process
Cellular component (GO): plasma membrane
Molecular function (GO): diacylglycerol O-acyltransferase activity
Source: RefSeq, a predicted model, not a curated record
GAAAAAAACACUCUCGUAUCUUCAACAUUUCAUAUAUAAAUAAUGGGAGAAGGAUUUAUUAAACCCAUCAUCAUUGAGGAUAUUAGUGACGAUCAUGGUGAAACUACUGAGGAUGAGCCGUUGAGCCCUGCUGCACGGCUUUUUCAGUCACCGGAACUCAAUUGCUCGAUCAUAGUCGUCUUGGGUUGCAACACACCAAUCAAUGUCCCCGCUUUCGUAUCAGGGUUUAUGAAAUCUGUGGCCAAGCACCCUCGUUUCUCCAGUUUGCUUUUAACCGAUGAUAAGAAUGGUGAGCAAAUGAGUUGGAGAAGAACAAAAAUCGACGUACAUAAGCAUGUCUAUGCUCCAGAUUUGGAUCCGAAUAUGAAGUCAGCUGAUGAUUAUGUUGAAGAUUAUGUAUCCAGUCUCACUAAUACAGGAUUUGAUAUUACAAAACCGUUAUGGGAGCUUCAUUUUUUAAAUGUAAAGACAUCGGAUGCUAAUGGAACUGCAAUAGCUAAAAUUCAUCACUCAGUAGGGGAUGGAGUUUCUAUCAUGUCUCUGUUUCUAGCUAGUAGCAGAAAAGCUUCUGAUCUCGAUUCGCUGCCUAGCUUUCCUCUUCCAAAAACCAAAAGGCCAACUGAAUUUAAGAAUCUUUGUCAUGGUUUUUUGGAGGUUUUGUACACUAUGUGGACCGCAAUUUUGAUGUUUUUUAACACUUUUGUCGAUGUUAUGAAUUUCACUGCCACUGCUUUGUUCUCGAAAGACACAGACACUCCGCUCAAAGGUGCUCCAGAGGAUGUCAGAUUGAGCAGUAAGAGAAUUGUGCACAAAAUUUUUAGUUUGCAUGAUAUAAAGCUAGUGAAAUCUGCAAUGAACGCGACAAUCAAUGAUGUUCUGCUAGGAAUAACAAUGGCUGGCAUCUCUCGCUAUCUCUAUGGAAAAUAUGCACCGAGAAGUUGUGAAGAUGAAAAGGAUUAUGCUACAACACGCAAAAAGGAAAACAAUCUGCCUGCAAAAAUUCGAGUCAGAUCACUGUUAGUGCAUAAUCUUAGACCAUCUACCGUAGUUGAGUCAUUGGCUGAGAUGACGGGAAAGGAGAAGAAAUUGGUGUGGGGUAACAAGAUUGGUUAUGUUCUUCUCCCAGUCACCAUUGCUUUACAAGAUGAUCCUUUGGAUUAUGUUCGCAAGGCCAAGGCCAUUGCUGAUAGAAAGAAGCUCUCAUUCGAAGCUAUAUUAUCUUACUCCAUAGGCCGGUUUGUGCUCAAGUUCUUGGGGAUUAAGCAACUUGCUGCUGUGAUGAACAAAGUUACAUCAAACACGACGAUCGCCUUCUCCAAUAUGGUUGGUCCUACAGAAGAUAUCAGCUUCUACGGGCAUCACUUGUCUUAUAUUGCUCCUGGUACCUGUGGACAGCCACAAGCAUUGACAGUACAUUGGCAGAGCUACGGAGAGAAAAUGAUCCUUGUAUUAACAGUCGAUCCAGAUGUGAUACCGGAUUACAAAAAUAUUUAUGCUGAUAUGGAGGCAUCACUUCAGCUUAUUAAAGAUGCUGUGGUGCAAAGAGGCGAGGCCGUCCCUGUGUAGAAUCUCGACGGAGCUGGCUCAUUUGUGCUCUGAUCAGCGAAAUUGAGUAAUCCUCAGAAAUGAAGUCCAUUAGUACGGUGUAAUGUUACAUAUAAUAACACAUUCUUUCUGAGAAUGCUUGUAGACUGUAUUAAAAUUGUGCAGAGAAUCGUUAGUUUACAUGAUGCAGAGUUAGUAAAAUCUGCAAUGAACAGGGUAUAAGUAUAAAUGUAUAAUGUUUAGAGGUACUUGCAAUUCGGACCCUCUAACUUUCUUUCAAAACCGAUAUUGUACUUGUACUUUUGGAAACUCAAA